UUGAAUAAAUGUAACGUCAAACAUAAAGGCAUUAUUCAUUAUUCAAAUUGUCAAGUACAAACGGAAAUAAAGAAACAAAUCUAUCUGUACCCUGUGCAAUCGGAGAUCAUAUUUGAUUAGUGCAACGCAGCUAAUUUCAGUUGACUUCCAGUUCUGGUCAGCACUAGUUACUCUGCUGUCCAUAUACCGGGUAGACAAAAAUAUGUAAUUAAGAGGAAGUUGUAGCAAUAUGCGUGGUACAGAAGAUAGAAGAUCACCGGAUGUAUACGUUUCUCCUCAUAAGAAUCAAAAAUACGUAUGCGCAUUGGCUUUGGGUACAGAACGAAUUCUAACCAACAUGCGCAAAACGAAUGAAAAUUCGUAUAAGUAUGAUCUCUUGUUGAACAGGAUAUAUGUAUAUCAGACUAUUUAAAAAUGAUUGUAUGCGUCUCUAACGGAAAAGAAGGAUGUAGAUCUCUUUCACGUAACCAAUGAUGUGAAAGCUACAGGAGAAGAUCAUUGUUCUCGUUUUACCAGUACGACUUUAAGAUUUGGCAGGUGUGGUGUAUUCAAGAGUACUCGACGUGAGCAUGUCCUAUCGAAUAUGAAUCGUCAGUGCUAUAAACAAACGGUCGAUCGUUAUCGAGAUGUUCGCUAAUUCGAUCAUCCAUCCGGAUGACGAAUCAAUGUAGAUUUGUAAUCGCAAAAAGUACUGUACAGUAUAUUUAAAUUGCUCCGUACUGGAAAAUGUUGGAAUGUUGUGGGUUUCAAUUAUUCAAAGUGAAUCAAACACAGACAUAAAGUGCGGUACUUUUAAAGAUCGCCUUACUUUAAGGGGAUUAUCUUUUCGUCAAUUUUAGGGACAUUAAAUAUUUUUGUAAAGAUUGAAGCAAAGAUGCCUGCGCCACCACCUCCUCCACCUCCUGUUUUUAAUGCAUCUAACUCAGGUGCAGGAGAUCAGGAUAGAAGUUUACUUCUUCAAUCAAUUAGAGCUGGAAAAUCCUUGAAGAAAACUGUGACUGUAGAUAAAAGUGCACCCAUAGUUAGUGGCAGGGUAAAGGCUGAAACAGGAAAUUCUUCUUCGUCGAAUAACAGGGAAAAUAAUAAUUCUAGUGCAAUGACUACUGGUAUUAAUAAUUCAAGUAAUGGAGGACCUAUAGGAUUAGGUGGAUUAUUUUCUAGUGGCAUGCCUAAGUUAAAGCCAACAGGGCUAAGAACAUCCUCAGGUGAAAAGGAUGCAAGUAAUGUAAAUAAUACAAAUUUUGGUCAAUCAACUACUUCCUCUGUGAAACGAGGUCCACCUCCAGUUCCACCUCCUGCUACACAAAAACCACAGAUAUUUGCUCAGAAGACCAGCUCAAUGCAAGGACAAAGUACUACAGAUUCUGCAAAUUCUAAUACAGAAGCGCCUAAAGGAUUUGGGAAACCAAUUGUUGCACCUAAACCUCCUCCAAAUACAUCAGCUACAUUGCACAAACCAUCUCCACCUCCUAAGAAGUUAAAUUUAACUACUGGAGGAAGUGUAUCGAGGGCACAAAGUAUGCGACUACCUCGAUCACCUCCUGUGCUUGCUCCAACCCCGCCAUCUCUUCAUCAGUCUCAAGAUUGUUUGAAUGAAACGCAACCAAGGCCGACAAAUCGAAUUCUUAGACCCCCAGUUGCGAAACCGCCUUCUCCUCCUACUUCUAGAGCAAAUAAUUCAACUGCCACGGCAACUAGAGUAGCACCGCCACCACCUUCUAGAGUAACGGUUAGCGCACCAUGUAUACCUCCUCCACCUCCGCCGCUUCCCCAUCGUCCAGCUCCUACCCAUCAGAGACUGGCUCCACCACCUCCACCUCCGCCAACACCUCCUACGAGAAGUUCUUCCAUGCGCAAUGGGCAAACUAUGAGUACUCUGGACUUAGAGGUACGAUUUGCCGACAUGUUCCAUUCUAUUGCGAAUUUUCCACCACCGGAGCCAUUUAAAGGAUUUACAAAAGUCUACAGCAGCAGAAAUGCGGCCAAACAGCAAGCUCCUGCACCACCCAUGCAAAUGUCUUCUUUAUCCAAUACAAUGGUUCCAUUAAACACAUCAUCUGGGGGUUAAUUGUGGCAGCACAGCUUCCUUGGCACAUUAAAAGUUUCAAGUAAUUUGUUUUAUUUAUACGUUAGUUUUAAUAAUUUCCAAAACAUUAUUACAACAGAACUAAAAGCUAGAUGGAUGCGAAAAGCAUAUAAAAAGGACAAAGUAAAAACAAUUAAAAUGAUUAUUAUAAAGCGUUGAUCUUAAUUUCAUAAUUUAUUAACUUUAUGUUCAUGUGAAUAUAAUACAAUGUUAAUUGUUAUGACAUAAGACUGUGUUAAAUUAAAGCACAUUGGUUUGUGAAACCAUGUGUACUUGAAUUAAAAACCAUAUAAAACAGUGAUAUAGUUUUUCAAUAGCAACAAAGAACUAUAGUAAAAAAAUAUAAACGAUUGAUCCUGUG
Molecule: messenger RNA, 2447 nt
Organism: Megachile rotundata (alfalfa leafcutting bee)
Lineage: Eukaryota; Metazoa; Arthropoda; Insecta; Hymenoptera; Megachilidae
Biological process (GO): actin filament polymerization
Cellular component (GO): actin filament
Molecular function (GO): actin binding
Source: RefSeq, a predicted model, not a curated record